CUGUGCGCUGAGCAUGCGCACACGCUGCCUCAGUGCUUCCUUCAACUUGAUAAGAAUGGUGGGCGAAGCGCGCCUGGUCGUUGUAGGUUAGCUAAAGUGACUUCGAAAGCUGCGUACAAGUUCAAAAGGUCGGCCAAAACUUAAUGGAAAAUACUGGCCUGCACCUCUCAGACGACACCAUUACUGGAAUGCUGGACACUGAGUCCCCUGCCAUGGAGAGCAAUGGGGAUGCUUUUCUUCCUGACCUUCCUGUUCUAGGCCAAGCUACUGACUGGUCCCUGGACCAGGUUGCUCCAGAGCCACUCACCAACAUCUUGCCAGAGGACUCAGAUGCGUCCCACGAUGCUGGGGGCCAACAGCAGCAACCGAACCAGCAGAUGACUUCUACAGAGCUGGGAUCUGUGGAGAAGGCGGUGGAGCAGUUUCAGCUGGCCAGUGCUCAGCUCAUGCUAGAGGAACAGCCGACAGAAGAAACAGAACAGCCAUCAGAACAUAAAGCAGAUUCUGUGGACUCUCAGCAACAGAGCCAGGAGAUGAGUGUAGAGCCAGAGGCUCAUGUACAGGAUAGCAGUCAAGAUGGGACUGAGGCACCACAGGUGAUGGAGGAUGGCAUGGAGCUGGAAGAACCAUCCAAAGAGACAACACAAGAAUCAACUGUUCCCACAGAACCACAGCUGCCCAGUGAUUUUGAAAAACUCUUUAAAGGCUGUGAGGAGAACCCAGAGGACUUCAAUGGUUGGGUCUACCUACUUCAGUAUGUGGAGCAAGAGAAUGUCCUUACAGCUGUGAGAAAGGCAUUUGAUGUAUUCUUCCUGCGCUAUCCCUACUGCUAUGGCUACUGGAAGAAGUAUGCCGAUAUAGAGAAAAAGCAUGACAAUAUACAGGUUGCAGAAGAGGUGUACAGAAGAGGACUGCAGGCCAUCCCCCUCAGUGUGGACCUGUGGCUGCACUACCUGACUUACAUCAAAGAGAACUCAGACCCUAGUGACCCAGAGACUGAGGGACGCAUUCGAGCUGCCUAUGAACAUUCAGUGCUUGCGGCAGGCACAGACUUUCGCUCAGACCGUCUGUGGGAGUCCUUCAUCAACUGGGAGACAGAGCAGCAGAAGCUGGCUAACGUCACCGCCAUCUUUGAUCGCAUCUUGGGCAUCCCAACCCAGCUAUAUUCCCAGCACUUCCAGAGGUUCAAAGAUCAUGUGCAGAACAACAACCCCAAACACUUCUUGUCAGAGGAGGAGUUUGUUCAGCUGAGGCUCGAGCUCUCUAAAGCCAGCUUAGUGGCGAUGGUCGGCAAUGAUGAAGAGACACCUGCUGCUCAGGAGGAGCUACCACCUGGUACAGAGGAUCUUGCGGAUCCUGCUAAGAGAGUGACAGAGAUCGAGAACAUGCGACACAAAGUGAUCGAGGUUCGGCAGGAAGUGUUCAACCACAACGAACACGAAGUCAGCAAGCGCUGGGCCUUUGAGGAAGGGAUUAAGAGGCCAUACUUCCAUGUCAAAGCCUUAGAGAAGACCCAGCUGAACAACUGGAAGGAAUACCUGGACUUCGAGAUCGAAAAUGGAACUCCGGAGCGCGUGGUUGUUCUUUUUGAACGAUGCCUCAUCGCUUGUGCUCUCUACGAGGAGUUCUGGACCAAGUAUGCAAAAUAUCUAGAGAGCUACAGCACUGACGGUGUGAGACAUGUCUACAAGAAGGCCUGUACCACCCAUCUGCCCAAGAAACCAGCCAUCCACUUGCUGUGGGCAGCUUUUGAGGAGCAGCAAGGCAACGUAGAGGAGGCUCGUGGCAUCCUGAAGUCCCUGGACAUGGCAGUCCCAGGUCUUGCCAUGGUACGCCUUCGGAGGGUCAGUCUGGAGCGUCGCCAUGGUAACUUGGAUGAAGCAGAGGCGCUGUUAAGGGAGGCCAUGGAGUCUGCGAAGAAUGCUACUGAGACAUCGUUCUAUGCUGUGAAGCUGGCAAGGCAGCUGGUGAAGGUGCAGAGAAGUCUGAGCAAAGCCAGGAAGGUGCUGCUGGAUGCUAUUGAAAAAGACCAGAUGAGUCCAAAACUGUAUCUAAACCUGCUUGAGCUGGAAUACAGUGGAGAUGUGACACAGAACGAGGCAGAGAUCUUGGCUUGUUUCGACCGAGCCCUGAAGAGCCCGAUGCCCCUUGAAUCCCGCCUCCUCUUCUCCCAGCGCAAGGUCGAGUUCCUGGAGGACUUUGGCAGUGACAUCAAUGUGCUUGUGGCGGCAUAUGAGGAACAGCAGAAACUACAGAAAGAAAGUGAACCCACAAAGAGGAAAGCUGAGAACGGGUAUGACAGUUCUCAGGAACCUGAUGCAAAGAGACAGCGUGUGGAUGACAGUUCCUCAGGUGCAGCUAACGCAAUGACAGACAUGCAGGCAAACAACUCUGCAUAUAACUACAACUGGUACCAGCAACAAUAUGGCGGUUGGGGACAAAACUCCUGGGGGCAGUACAACCAAUAUGCCCAGUACAACCAGUACUACCCCCCUCCUCCUACAUGAUGGACAGAAUCCUGACAUGAAGAUGGAGACUCAGAGGAAAUCAUCCUUUCUGACCUGCCUACAUCUUUGAACAGGGCUUCUUAACAGAGUGUCAUGGAUAUUUCAAUCCAACCACAGAAGCUGAUUUGUUCCUUCUUUCUGGUUUAGAGUGUGCUUAUCAGUUAAAUUACACUUUGUAGCCAUUGGUUGGAGUAUAAUAAACUCGGCCCUUCUUGGCAGUCAUGCCGGCCAGUCAUGUUUAAAAAAAGAUUAAUUGCUACAUUCAUCAUCUCCAACACUGGCUGUUUCUUUGGGGUUCUUUAAUGCAUGUUAUUUGUGAAGGCAGAGUUAUUUUUCCUUGUGUGACAAAGGCUUUUUAAUUUUUAGAUCGGAUGACUUAGUUUGGUCUCUUUCUUUGUGUUUAAGAUUUAAACUUGUAAAGGAGGCAUGCAUUGAUGCACCUCUGAGUAAUGUUUCUCCAUCCCAAACCUAAAGAUUUUUAAUAUUUCAUGGUUAUGUUUCGAUAAAGAGAAAUGAAGAAUUCCUCAUUUUUUUUAUUUUGACUUGAUUUCCUAAUAAAGAGAUUGAUAUCCUGAA
Messenger RNA from Xiphias gladius (swordfish), 3083 nucleotides. It is a transcript of the gene prpf39, whose product is annotated as PRP39 pre-mRNA processing factor 39 homolog (yeast). Lineage: Eukaryota; Metazoa; Chordata; Actinopteri; Istiophoriformes; Xiphiidae. The transcript is spliced from 15 exons. Gene Ontology annotation, molecular function: protein binding. Gene Ontology annotation, cellular component: U2-type prespliceosome; commitment complex; U1 snRNP. Bases 144 to 2507 code for a protein of 787 amino acids. Gene Ontology annotation, biological process: RNA processing; mRNA 5'-splice site recognition. The record is from RefSeq and is a predicted model, not a curated record.